Molecule: messenger RNA, 1290 nt
Organism: Cucurbita pepo subsp. pepo (vegetable marrow)
Lineage: Eukaryota; Viridiplantae; Streptophyta; Magnoliopsida; Cucurbitales; Cucurbitaceae
Source: RefSeq, a predicted model, not a curated record
AAAAUACUUGAGUAGGAUAUCUUACGAGAUCAUGACUACUUUGUAAAAUGUAAGUCUAUAUAAGCUGAAGUGCAUUGCCAAUUCAAUUCAAGCAACAGCUUGCUUAUCCACACUACUCUAACUACACUGAAGAGAUUUUCCAAUUCAGUAUGGCCAUUAGCAAAUGCCUUUUGGUUCCAUUUCUGAUUGUACUAGUUUCAGGAUUGGCUAAGAGCUUUGAAUUCGAUGAGGAGGAGUUAGCGACAGAUGGAAGUCUAUGGAAGCUCUAUGAAAGGUGGAGUCACCACCAUGCAAUCUCCAGGGAACUAAAGGAGAAGCAUAAACGUUACAACGUGUUUAAAGAGAAUGCGAACCAUGUGCUCACAGUGAAUCAAAUGAACAAACCAUACAAGUUGAAGCUGAACAAAUUCGCGGAUAUGUCCAAUUAUGAGUUUGUGAACCUGUAUGCUCGCUCUAAUAUUACCCACUACAGGAGGUUACAUGGCAAGAGAAGAGAAGGUGCCAGUGGAUUCAUGUAUGAAAAGGCUACGGAUCUUCCAUCGUUCAUUGAUUGGAGGGAAAGAGGAGCUGUCAGUGACAUCAAGGAUCAAGGCAGAUGUGGUAGCUGUUGGGCGUUUUCGGCUGUGGCUGCAGUUGAAGGGAUCAACCAAAUCAAAACCAACCAACUAUUGUCUCUAUCAGAGCAGGAGCUACUCGACUGCAACACAAGAAACAGAGGCUGCUAUGGAGGAUUCAUGGAAACCGCUUAUAAUUUCAUAAGGCGAAAUGGAGGAAUCGCCAGCGAGAACAACUAUCCCUACCGUGGCGCAAGAGGAUCCUGCCGCUCAUCUAGAAUGCCUUCGCCAAUAGUGACAAUAGAUGGAUUCGAAAGCGUACCUGAAAACGAGAAUGCUCUGAUGCAAGCCGUCGCAAACCAACCAGUGUCAGUCUCCAUCGAGGCCCUAGGGAGAGAUUUCCAAUUCUACUGGCAGGGAGUGUUCGAUGGAGAUUGUGGAACAGAGCUUAAUCACGGAGUGGUGGUGAUCGGCUAUGGAACAACCGACGACGGAACAGACUACUGGAGUGUGAGGAACUCAUGGGGCGUUGGAUGGGGAGAGGAUGGUUACAUAAGGAUGAAACGUGGGGUGGAAGAUCCUGAAGGUCUGUGUGGAAUUGUGAUGGAAGCCUCUUACCCCCUCAAGUUUUAAAUUACUGUUGUCUUCAUUAUAUAAUCCUUUUCAGUCUUUGCUUGAUUCCCAAUGUACUGAUUACAAAAUCAGAAUAACUUUAAUCCAAUGCGCCUUGGGUUGG